CUCUACUCGACUCCAAUCCAUGAGUGAUACCUCGUAUACCCUCCCUCCAAUUCAGUUCACCACAGCACAGCAUCAUGCCCUCCAUUCUCCCUCCCUGGCCGAAUCUGAUCUUCGGCAUCUUCGAGCCCAUCUCUCUCAUCGCCGGGGCAGUGAGUCCCCUCAUCAACCUCAAUCACUUCAUCACAGACCAGAUCCCCCAUGCUCAAACCCCUCCUCCCUCUGUCUCCGCUCCUGCAAACCCACUCCUCCAACCCCAAGCCGUCUCCCUCGCCUACCAACUGGGCAACCUGUACGGCCUGCUCGCCCUGCUGGGAGUGGGAAUCCUAACCACCAGCACGGAGCCCCAGGUUAUCCGCAACUACCUGCUGGCCCUCCUGGUGGCGGAUGUGGGCCACAUCUAUGCCACGGGGUGGGGGAUGGGAUGGGAGAGGUUCCAGGAUAUCGCUGGGUGGAAUAUCCUGACCUGGGGUAAUGUGGCGGUUACGGCGUUCCUGGGGGUAAAUCGCAUUUUGUUUCUGCUGGGGUGGUUUGGGAGCUGUAGGCGUCGGGCGGCAUCUGGGAAGGAGGAGGGGAUGUUGAAGAAAGUUGCUUGAUUUUUUUUUUUUCUUUUUUUCCUUGGAAUUACUUUUGCUGUAACUAUGCUUGUCUACUUCUGUUUUGUUGUUGGCAGGUGAUGGGGAUGAGUUGGAAAAUGAGUGGUGUCUGAAGGAGGCAAAGGGGGAAACAAGAAGUGUUAUGCCAGCCAAGGUUUAUGUCUAUGGCACCGUUAAACUAUUCCCAUG
Molecule: messenger RNA, 782 nt
Organism: Aspergillus saccharolyticus JOP 1030-1
Lineage: Eukaryota; Fungi; Ascomycota; Eurotiomycetes; Eurotiales; Aspergillaceae
Exons: 2
Coding region: 75-593 (172 amino acids)
Source: RefSeq, a predicted model, not a curated record